AUGAUGACUACUGUUCAAAAUAUGCCGGAUUCAAUGGAACUUCCGACACUUAAACUACCACAAAUCCGUCCAUCCUCGCAUGACUCUAAUAGUAUGGAUCAGCCUGUGACUGCUCAAAAUGUUACUAACUCGUACGAACAAUGGCGUGCCAAUAUUCAUCGAGAUUUGGAAGAAGAUCUUCAACGGCAAGUAAAACAAAUACUUGACGAAACAGAGAGGCAAGAACGUUUAGCUAGAUUACGUCGACAAUAUCUUCGAGCUGGUCAACAUUUUUCACCUCAACAAAUAGAAAACAACGGCCGCCAAAGUGAUCCAUGGAGUGAAAUAGAUAGACGUAAUCAACGUGUUCUGUAUCCACUCAAUGCAAAAGAAUCAUAUGGAGCACAAAAUCAUCUUCCAAAAUUUAACGGACAAAAAAAUAAAUUUUCCAGCGGUAGUUUUAAUCUAGACUCAUACACUAAUUAUUGUCUUCGUCGACGACUUUCAUCAAAUCGAAAUGAUGAACAAUUAUUAGAAGAUGCAUCAGUUGAUUUGCAAAAUUUUCAUAGCAAACGACAAUUCCAGACAAUAAUUAAAAAAGAUUCAUCAUUUUUAUAUGGAAAUAAUCUACUUAAAUCAAGCAAAUCUGAUUUAAUUAGUAUCUUUGAUCAGAGGUCAAUUAAUGGUGAGACUACAGGUACUUAUGCUAAUAAACAUGGAGUUAUUAUUAGUCUGGAUGGACCAUUCUGGCCGCGUGAUUUUCGCAUCCUUCAUCCAACGCCAAAAUUACUUAGCCGCGAAUUGGCACCUACAGAAUUCUAUUUUACAGUUACAAAUUCAUCAAUGCCAUGUAAGUAA
Messenger RNA from Rotaria socialis, 837 nucleotides. The record is from the annotation of a GenBank genome assembly. Lineage: Eukaryota; Metazoa; Rotifera; Eurotatoria; Philodinida; Philodinidae.